Bursaphelenchus xylophilus (pine wood nematode) is the source of this 4162-nucleotide messenger RNA. The record is from the annotation of a GenBank genome assembly. NCBI's taxonomy places the organism in Eukaryota, Metazoa, Nematoda, Chromadorea, Rhabditida, Aphelenchoididae.
AUGUCUAACUUCACGGACCUACGCCACGGCGGCGAUUUGUCGGCAUUGGGCAAGGCGUUGGAGGAAGAUGACAAAUUGGAAAGGCAGUGGUAAGAAAUGAGGUUUUUUUGUAAUUGCGGUAAAUAAGAGUUUAUAACGCCAAAAACACUUUCAGGCAUUUCCUCGUUCUCUGUGUGGUUCCCAUAGCCUGUAUUGUGGGCAAUGUCUUAGUGGUGUUGGCUGUAUGGACCACAAAAUCCCUUCAAACUCCAACAAACUACCUCUUAGUGUCGCUAGCCUGCGCUGAUCUGCUAAUAGGAUCCACAGUUAUGCCAUUUAGCAUUUACGUCACUGUAAGAACCCAAACAACAACAUUUUUCCUAUCUUCCAUCUUUUUUAUCUUUGCAAACCUAACUUUUUAGGUGAAUAAUCUGCAUUGGCACAUGAGUGCUCUAUGGUGCCAUAUCUAUACGAUGCUGGAUGUAUGUGCGUCAACGGCGUCUAUAGUCCAUUUAGUCCUCAUAAGUAUCGAUCGGCUGGUGGCAGCAACCAAGCCGGCCGAAUAUAAGACUCUCAAACAUCGACGACGGGUUUAUUGCGCAAUAAUUGGAGCAUGGUGUUUCAGUGUCUUUCUGGCUUUACCUUUAGGUAAGUAAGGGAGGACUAGCGAAAUCUUAUCCUAUUUCUGUUUAAAUUUAUUCUGCACUAUUUUAUCAAAAUCAAAGAAAAUAAUUUUUUAAAUGUUUUAGCUUUAUAAAAAAUACCAUUAUCAAAGAAAAUAAUAAAUUUCUGACGUCAUUAUUAUAUGUAUAUACAAUCCAUUUUGAUUUCAAAAAAAAUAUAUUUCAGUUUCCAUUGGUCACGCAAAUACUGAGUUAGUGUUGCAAACUGAGCACCACUGUGGCAUCUACAAUCCCAUGUACAUGUUGUACAGCUCAAUUUUUGCAUUCUACUUGCCAUGUGUGAUUAUGUUACUGACCUAUGGCUAUAUCUUUUACACUCUGAAAAAGCGACUGCGAGCCAUUCAGCUGCAAGAAAUGGCCGGAGGGCAGUUUCUGGGGUUCGGUGCGGACGUCGGAAACAUCGCUCAAAGUGCAAUUGAGACGGUGAUUGGUAGGGAACGGGGUAAUUUAAGAAUGUUGUUUAGGAAUCGAACCAAGGAACCGGAAUAUGAUCAGUUGGGAGAAACCGUUGCUGAAGAAGAUCGAAGAGACCGCGGCGGAGCAUGCCAGUUCGUUGAAUGACAGUGAGCGGGAACAGGUAAAGCAAAAUUAAAUUUUUUGAUAAAAAAUUAAAAACAAUGACGCCAAGUACAUUUUUUUAGAUUCAAAACCUCCUUGACGCAUAUCAUCCGUCUUCGUCGGGAUCUCAAGAGCUCACAACACUCGACGAAUACCCAGAACGACCUCCCUCGGUGGUUCUGGAGGCUGUGACGCUCAAACAACAAAUCUACGAGUCUGCUCACAAUUCACCCAAACUUGAAGUGCCUCCGGCAUCACUGCUGAUCCAGAAAGUGUAAUUUUAUUUUUGUGCCUUACAAGAUCCAAAAUAUUCGAGGUUUCCUUUGAAGUGUUUUUACUCCUCGAUUUUAGCAAGACUCGUCGCUUCUCUGAGACUCUGACCACAACUCUAGCCAGGACUCGGCGGAAAUCCAACACGAAUCUCGUCGAAAAUGGCGCCAUCACCGCAAAAAACCGCCGAUUCUCCGUACAGCCGGCAACUCUAUCGCAACCCAGAGAUUCUCAAAGUCUUCUACGGCCUUAUCGAGGGGGAAAACAGAUGCGAAGACUCUCGGAGAUCAUCAGCGAUUGGGAGAGGCCCUCCCGAUCUUCUCUCAGUCAGAUGUACAGUUUCGCGAGAAGAGAAUCUGUCUACAUUGCGAGGAAAAAACUAGCCGGAUUGAAAGAUUGGGCCCUCGAUUUGUUGGCCAAAUUAAAAUCAAAACAGGGAAUGGCGGUGAGAAGGGAAGCUCGAGCGACGAAACUUGUGGCUACGGUCAUGUGUAAGCUCGUGUUUAGCAAUUUUUUCAGUUUUUGUACGUAUUUUACCCAAUGAAUAAUACUUCAGGCGUAUUUCUAAUUUGCUGGCUCCCGUUCUUCACGCUGAACACAAUCAAAGUGUAUUUGCUCAUGGUCAAGAGCUGGAACACGGACUAUGAAGGGCUGUUUCAUUGGCUGACCGCACUCGGAUACCUCAACUCUUCCCUCAAUUUUUUCAUUUAUUCUGCCAUUAAUAAGGUGAGCAUUGGAAUUUUUGUUUAAUAACUAGGGAAGGCUCAAGGCCGAGUUUGAGCAAAAUUCAAAAAAAUCCUUUAUUUGUUUGACAUCCUAUUUUAGCCAUCGUUAUUAAUCAAAUUUCUCAUUCAGCGAUUCCGCUCCUCAUUCCGACGUCUGAUCGGACUUCGGCGAACACGAAGUGGCAAGACCUGGAUGUUACCGCCAAAACCCACAAAGCAAAAGACAACCAAGUGUGUGAAUGGUUGUCAGCCAUUCAAACGGGUCAAGAACACAACGUUGCGGAAAGCUAGCUCGGUGGGGUAAGUUGUCUACUCUAUUCGAUCUUAUUAAAUGGUUCAAAAAUUUAAUUUUUAAUCUUUGAAAAAGUCCAUUUGUUUCCUGAGACUCACAUUUAUUGUGGUUAUAAGUAAAAAUACAGUGAGAUUUGACUGGAAUUUUGGGUAGAUAUCAAAAAAGUCAUCUUCAUCAAUCAGGGAUUAGAGCAUGACCGGACACGGCCAAGCUGGCCCCAACUGAUCAGUCCGCUCCUUUUUUUAAUUAAAAAAAAGAAUGGUCAUCUUGACCGGCCAAGGUCUAAUCCCUAAUGUGAGAAUUCGAUUAAGAUUUCAGCCAGAUCUUACUGUACGUUUUAAAUGGUUUGACUCUUCCGUUUAACUCUUCUACUAAUAUAAUAUCUUUGCUUACGACUAACCCCAUAACCUGCUAACAGCUUUCCUGCUUGCUCUGCCAACCCUCUAUGCCUUGAACUAACCUUCCUCCUACUGUAAAUUAUUUUUUAUUUUUUCACAAAACAGUAAAAUUUUCCCAAUUUUUGUUCGCACGGCACCGUAUCAGUUUAAUGAUGUUAACAGGUGUUUAAGGAUGCUGGGCCGCCGCUUUGAGGUCAACAAGCCCGAGAUUGUGAUCGACGAAGUCAGCCGAAUCUCUCCGAAUCAGGUGUCCAUCUCCGAAGGCGGGAAGACGACGUUCCGGUGAGUUUGGGAGACACAAUCAGUUUGCUUGCAUCUUGGGCGUUUUGUUCCUUUGUUUUGGGCGACAUGUAGAGCAGCAUCUUGCUAAGCACAGUGAAACCUCUGUUCGAAGAGCUCCACAACAAAACCUGUCUAUAACGCAUGACUUCAUGUUUUCUAAGAGCCAAUUUUAAGCCAAAAUGAAGCACCAUACAAGAGACACUUAUACAACGAAUUUAUUUUUGUAGUCUUUUGCGAUUCGUUGUACAGAGGUUUGACUGUAACAAUAUUUGUUUUGGGAGUAGCUAGAGUAAAUCUCUAGUCACUAUGUGGCACUUGCUACAGCUUUAUUACGAUAUCCCCACACACGCCUUGCGGUUUGAUCACUGCUUUCGACAGUCGCGUAAUCUCUUUCCAAUGUCAAGAAAGUCUUCUCUGUUUUAAUCGAGUUAUGCGAAAACAUCACAGAUUCUUGGUAUCUAACGCUUCGUUGAUUAAAAUUUUAGCGUCAUUAUACGAAUGUAUGUAUAAUGUUUUUGAUUUUUCGACAAAGUGCACUCUAAAAACCUCUAAAUUUGUGGCGGACUUCGACGUAAAAAUCCUGAGGGUUUCUGCAAAGCGCGACCUAAAAACCCCACAUAUGCCUUAGAAAACGCUAAUCUUAAUGCAUGCAAUACUUAAAAAAUUUUACGUGUCAAACGGCUUACAAUAGUAAAAAUAAAACUGAACUUCGCUAUUUCUAAUCUUUUGUCAUCAUCUUGCCCCUCACCCGUUCCCGACUCCAAAUACCCAACCCAAUACAGAUACAGUUUCAGUCGUUCCUCCGACGAUGGGAUGCAUCGUUCCUCUUCAGAAGUGAUCGGUGGUGUUGUCUUCCCUUCCAAUCAUGAUAGUCGACGAGGUUCUGGAAUGAGCAACUCUUCAGCGUCGCUACAACUUCAUGACAUGCACCAGAUCGCUGAGGCUUCGCUGAAAGAUUCCGAAAUCUUUGUCUGA